AUGCCGUCACCGAAGGAGCGAGCUGAUGCUUCGAAUGCUGGCGACAAAGGCUCUGGGCACGUGGUGCUACAGCCAUCCAAUGCAUCGAGCCGCCGCAGAGGUCGUGCGGGUCGACAGUUCUUCGUUGUAGUAGCGGUCGCCUCACUCAUGUUGAGCGUAUAUUCGCUAGCGACAUCAAAGAGCCACCUGCACAUCCUGUCAUCUCAACUCACAUCGCUGCCUUCGCGCUAUGCUAUUUGCUCAGCCGAACACCGCGGUGAACUCGAUCUCUCCCCCACAACCCAUACGGCAACUUCGAUCUACACGGGAGACGAGCAGCGUUUCGCUGACCAACAAGGCUUCACGCAGUGCGUCGCAGUGGAAGACGGUGUGAUCAUCGACGUCGGAAGCGAGCAAGAUGUGCUGUCAAAAUUCUGCGGCCUUCAUGAGCCACACACUAGUUCCGGCUCUGCCAGCAAACAUCAAUGGCGUGGCCCGCGCAGCAACAAAGCAGCACGACUCAAUCGCCAUGCCAAGGGCAGGAAAGGAGGCGUACUGCGAAGGAAGGACAAAUGUGUCGUACGAAGACUCAGAAAUGGUCAGGCACUCUUUCCUGGCUUUCACGAUGCGCACGGCCACAUUCUCGACUAUGGCUGGUCUCGCACCGUCGCCAAUCUCGUUGGAUCUACCAGUGUUCGCGACGUCAUCGAUAGGUUGGAAGCCUACGUUCGGUCUAGGCCUGAUCUCAUGGCAUUCGCUCUCGCGAACGAGGCCAAGGCUGCUGCGAACGAACCGUCGGUACCCUGGAUCGAGGGGAUAGGAUGGGACCAAACCAAAUGGACACCCUCCGAAUUUCCGACCGCCGCCGAUCUUGACCGCUCAACGCUACUGCAGCGUUUCCCUAUCGUCCUCCGCCGUAUCGACGUGCAUGCGUUGUGGCUCAGUGGGAAGGGUCUCGACAAGGUCGUGAGCGGUGCCAAAGGAUUUCCGACAUCGCCGAAAGAUGAUCACAAAGUGCAAGGGGGGCUCGUCAUCCGUGGGCCUGACGACAAACCCACGGGCGUGCUCAUCGACAACGCCAUGAAUUUUGCCUAUCAGGUGAUCCCAGAAUGGCCCGACGAAAAACGCAAGAUCUUCCUCGAUGCGGCCACAGAAGGUCUUCUCCGCGUCGGCAUCACUGCCGUUGGCGACGCAGCGACUGAUCUCAAAGCCGCUGCCUUCUACAAGAGGAUGGACGCAGAGGGCCAGCUACGCUUCCGCAUAUAUUCGAUGCUCGCUUGUCCUCCUGAUGAGAGGCGAUGUGCGCAUCGGAUCGAGCAAGUCGAGCCAGCGAGCGGACUCGCAAAUACCACUGAAGGCAGACAGGGCAUGUUCACGUUGCGUGCGGUCAAGCUGUUCAACGACGGUGCGCUUGGCUCGUGGGGAUCUGCAAUGUGGGAAGACUACGCGGACAAGCCUGGAGAGCGAGGUCUUUUGCUCAUACCAGAGCAGGAGCUACCCUCGUUGGUCGAUUACUGGAUGGAGAGAGGCUGGCAGGUCUGUACGCACGCCAUCGGCGAUCGAGCCAACACGCUCACGCUCGAUGCAUACGAACAGUAUCUCGGCUCGCAUCCUGGCGUCGAUCGACAAUCGCUCAGACCCAGAGUCGAACAUGCUCAGCUGAUGAAGCCAUCCGACAUCGAUCGUUUCGCGUCGCUCGGAAUCAUCGCUUCGAUGCAGCCGACCCACUGUACCUCUGACAUGGGCUACGUCGAGUCUCGUAUUGGCGCGGCGCGCGCAUCGAACGGCGCUUACGCCUGGAAGUCGCUCCUGGCUGCUAAUGCGAGUCUUCCACUCGGCUCCGACUUUCCCGUCGAGCUGCCUGAUCCGCUACACGGAAUCUACUCCGCUAUCACGCGUCUCGACCCCCACGGCGAUUCUCCGCACGGCUCGGAUGGCUGGUUUCCCCACGAAAAGCUCACACGACGGGAAGCGCUCAGAGGGUUCACACAGAACGCUGCAUUUGCACAAUUCGAAGAGGACGUCGCCGGGAGCAUAGAGGUUGGCAAGAGGGCGGACUUCACUUUGCUGGAUCGAAACAUUCUGGACGAAGACAAGGUUAGCCCGGCGAUGCUGAGGAACGCAAAGGUGGAUGCAACCAUUGUCCGCGGCAAAGUUGCUUUUGAUCGAUAUGCUGCUGCUGAUGCGGGCGUGACAUCGAGACAGCCGAGGGCAGGCGGCUUCGCUGAUCACAUAGCGCAGCGUAUCCAAAAGCUAGGUGCUUUGAUCUCUACCCGAUUUUUCGGACUGUCGGUUGACUCUACAUCGACGCUCUGGGCUACACUCCUCCUCGGCGGCCUCUUCCUGCUGCUCCGUUCGAACGAGAAGGAAGCGUACGAAAGCCUAUCGUGCCUUGCCCUCAACACGCAACCUCCAACUACCGCCUGGAUGAACAUGGGUUUCUGGACUCCGCAACUUGCCCGCUCGCAGCUCGACUUUCCGCUAGCAUGUCAGACGCUCGCUCAGGAGCUGUACACUGCAGCGCGGGUCAGGCCUGGGAUGAAAGUGCUGGACGUCGGUUGCGGAGCUGGUCAAUCGACGCUGUUCCUGCUGGAAGAGUACAAGCCAAAAGUGUUGCACGCGGUGACGAGCUUGCCGCAGGAAGCUGCAUUUGCCGCUCAGCGACUCCAGUGGCGUUUGCAAUCCGGCGACAACAAGAACGUUGAGGACACGCAGGUCAAAGUUUGGGGAGAGGAUGUCCUCGAGUGGCUGCGAAGCGGGAAAGGAGACGGCGAAAAGUACGAUGUGAUCCUCGCGCUCGACUGCGCGUUCCAUUUCAGCGAUCGAGCAGAGUAUAUCCGGUUGGCGACCAAGAGGUUGAACGCGGGAGGUCGGCUCGCAUUUGUCGACUUGCUGUCCGCAUAUCCUGCGCCUUCUACCACGUCGUCGAUGAACUUGGAGCUCGGUGGCCCACCGUACCCCAAGGAGGCACCUUCGCUGAUGCAACGACUCAAGCACAGUUUUACGUGCACUUUGGCUUCGACCAAGCCGGCUAACCUUUGGCCCGUCGAUCGCUACUUUGACAUCCUCCGCAAAGAAGGUGGCUUCGAUGACAAGAACAUUCGAAUGCGUGACAUUAGCACAUCUGUUUUCCCUGGCUUUGCUCGCUUCUUGCGGUCGUUCGCAACGGAGGGAGCAGCAUGGAGAGGUGGCGGGUGGCCGAUGCGUAAAGGUCUCGGAGCGUUCAGCAGUGUCGUCCAGGGUUGGAGCGAGGAAGGCGGAUUGGUGCGGAUGUUUAUCAUUGUUGCGCAGAAGGAUGGCGAGGAAGAGGCGAGAGGGUCUUCUUGA
This is a messenger RNA of Pseudozyma hubeiensis SY62, 3306 nucleotides long. RefSeq lists its product as hypothetical. Bases 1 to 3306 code for a protein of 1101 amino acids. The transcript has a single exon. NCBI's taxonomy places the organism in Eukaryota, Fungi, Basidiomycota, Ustilaginomycetes, Ustilaginales, Ustilaginaceae. The record is from RefSeq and is a predicted model, not a curated record. Gene Ontology annotation, molecular function: hydrolase activity, acting on carbon-nitrogen (but not peptide) bonds.